AUGUCCUCCCAAGACGACUCCUCGCAGGAGCCGCAUGACACAACGCUGAUCGUUGACCAAUCUGUCUCUUUGACCAUCGGCGCUGACUCGCUCCUCAUACUUGAUGACCGACCGUCUAAACCAGAUCGUCGCUGCUGCGGAUUACUCCAGUCUAGACCAGAAACCAGCCAUGCCAUCUCAUUGUACAACAUCCUGGGCGCCGAGGUCACGGCUUCCAAUCUCGUCAUUGCCUAUGCACAGCAUGCUGCCAAGGACGAUGUUUCCGUAACGACCAUCCAAUACCCAAUCUCCGAAAAAGAAAAAAAGGCCACGGAGACAUGGGCUCAACGACUACUUGACGUCGCGUAUGCCAAGGCGCUGCGCGGCAAACGGCUGAAGGUUUUGGUCAAUCCUUUUGGUGGGAAGGGGACAGCCGCGAGUUUGUAUCAACGAUAUGCGGCGCCGGUCUUUGCCGCGGCGAAGUGCCAGAUAGAUGUACAAAACACGGAAUACAGUGGGCAUGCGAUUGAAAUUGCGAAAAAUCUCGAUAUCGACGCCUAUGAUGCGGUCGUUUGCUGCUCUGGCGACGGCUUGCCCUACGAGGUGUUCAAUGGAUUGGGCAAGCGGCCAGAUGCUCGAAAAGCGCUAGCGCAGACCGCCGUCACACUGCUCCCGUGUGGCUCUGGAAACGGAUUGACAUGGAACGCCUUUGGAACUGGUAGCGUCUCGAUUGCGGCACUGGCAAUCGUCAAGGGGCUGAGAACCCCGCUGGACCUUGUCUCAAUCUCCCAGAAAGAUUCGCGCAUGCUCUCUUUCCUCUCGCAAUCUUUUGGCAUCGUCGCUGAGUGUGACUUGGGUACUGAGAACAUCCGUUGGAUGGGCGCUCAGCGGUUUACAUACGGUUUUUUGAUCCGUUUGCUGCGGCAGACCAUAUGGCCUUGUGACAUAGCCAUCAAGGUGGAAAUUGGCGACAAGGAGGCAAUUAAGGAGCACUACGCUGCGUGGACUACACGCCCAGAGGAGCCAGAUGCUGACAGCAAACGCCUCGAAAUUGCUGCAGAGUCCCCAGGCCUACCAAAGCUCAAGUACGGCACAGUGACAGAUGAGCUGCCCCAGGGGUGGGAGGUAAUUUCGGGAGAAACUAUGGGCAAUUUCUAUGCGGGGAAUAUGGCCAUCAUGUCGAAAGACACAAAUAUGUUCCCUGCAACAUUGCCCGAUGACGGCCUGAUGGACGUGGUCACUAUCGACGGAACAGUCAGUCGUGCUACAGCGCUUACUAUGAUGAACGAAAUCCCUAGUGGUCGCUUUUUCGAUAUGCCAGACCUUAAUGUCCGCAAAGCGUCUGCGUUUCGUCUAGUUCCCCACCAGAAGGAGGGCUAUAUCAGUAUUGACGGUGAACGGGUACCUUUCGAAGCGUUCCAAGCCGAGGUUCACCAGGGACUGGGCACGAUACUCACCAAAUCGGGCCGUUUCUAUGAGGCGGCAGGUCCCCGCUAA
Messenger RNA from Penicillium egyptiacum, 1476 nucleotides. NCBI's taxonomy places the organism in Eukaryota, Fungi, Ascomycota, Eurotiomycetes, Eurotiales, Aspergillaceae. The record is from the annotation of a GenBank genome assembly.